Molecule: messenger RNA, 849 nt
Organism: Oldenlandia corymbosa var. corymbosa
Lineage: Eukaryota; Viridiplantae; Streptophyta; Magnoliopsida; Gentianales; Rubiaceae
Source: the annotation of a GenBank genome assembly
AUGACUCAGUCCGUAAGCUUUUUCAUUGUUGCAGUUCUCCUUGUUUUUGCACCCCUUUGCUUGGGUGCCAAGAACAAUGGAGGUUAUCUGUAUCCUCAGUUCUACGACAGAUCAUGUCCAAAAGCUAAAGAAAUCGUGUAUUCUGUCGUUGCUAAGGCGGUUUACAAAGAACCCCGUAUGGCGGCUUCAUUGAUCAGGCUCCAUUUCCAUGAUUGUUUUGUCAAGGGCUGUGAUGCAUCAAUACUUCUGGACAGCAGCGGGAGCAUAGUCAGCGAGAAAAGGUCCAAUCCCAACAGGAAUUCAGCGCGUGGAUUCGAAGUUAUUGAUGAAAUCAAAUCGGCAUUGGAGAAGGAAUGCCCUCAUACUGUCUCUUGCGCCGAUAUCUUGGCUCUCGCGGCUAGAGAUUCCACCGUUUUAACUGGCGGACCAAGCUGGGAAGUUCCACUGGGAAGAAGAGACUCCACAAGUGCCAGCUUAAGUGGCGCCAACAACAAUAUUCCUGCUCCAAACAACACUUUCCAGACCAUUCUUACUAAAUUCAAGCUUCAAGGCCUUGACCUGGUUGAUCUUGUGGCAUUAUCUGGUAAACAUUAACAAAAUUACACUUUUUUCUUUUCUAUGGAAUUCACCUGAUGCUGCUACAGUAUCUUCAAGCUUUAGGAUUUUGCCUUCCGAUCCCUACUGAAACAUCAUGUUUCUAAGACUUCAUAUUGUGCACGAAAAAAAAUGAGUAACGAUGUGAUUCGGCUGCAGGAAGCCACACAAUUGGAAAUGCAAGAUGUACCAGCUUCAGGCAAAGGCUUUACAACCAAACAGGAAACGGGCAACCUGAUUUCUCCUUGGACCAAA